Molecule: messenger RNA, 1403 nt
Organism: Siniperca chuatsi (mandarin fish)
Lineage: Eukaryota; Metazoa; Chordata; Actinopteri; Centrarchiformes; Sinipercidae
Gene: rec114
Product: REC114 meiotic recombination protein
Exons: 6
Coding region: 146-817 (223 amino acids)
Source: RefSeq, a predicted model, not a curated record
UGUAUCAGUUUUUAUACAUUUGCUGGAUAAAACUGGAGUGUCCUCGCACCGCGCGCCAGACUCGUUCACUCACUGUAAAAGUUAGCACGUCAGGUGUUGGUUAGCUAGAAAAAUAUCUGCGAAGAACUUGUCUAACUUACUGGAAAUGGCCACCAGUCAGGCAUGGAGGUUAAAACGCUAUGGGCGUUUCGUUCCAGGCUCUAUAGAAACAAGAGGGAAGCCUUGGAAGGUAUUUGAGGCAAAUGGUAAUAAACCAGAAAUUGUCCUCACAAUUGUGGAAUCUGGAUACUUGCUGGUAUUGCAAGGACAGGAAAGCUUGGAUACAAUACCUUUGCUCUGUGGCUCUGAUUUUCUCAAAGUACACCAGAAAUCCGAUAACCUGAUGUUUCGAUUUACUGUGGAGGGGGAGAGCCGCAUGAUAAGGAUGCAGUUUGAUGGAAGUAGCAGGGCAGAGGCUAUAAAGGAGUGCUCAAGUGCUAUGGAAAAACUGAUGGAGUACAUGCCUGUUGCCACUCAGGAUGACGCCCCACCGCCCCCCAAUCAGUCCCCCACUGAGGUUUUUGCACCAGUGAUACAGACUUGGCAGGGAAAGGCUGUGGGAGUUGAGCCUGAGGUUGUCCAAGGAUCAUUGUCCAUCAAGCGUCUUACCCAGCACUUCUUGGGAGAGACCGCUGUGACUCUGCCUCAAGUAUAUCGCCAUGGUUCUUUGGCACAAGGUGACUUGGAGCCCAUCCUGCGUAUUUGUCUGCUGGAUCCCAGCUUUCAUGCAUUUGUGGAGAAGGUGGAGGGGGAGCUGAGGAAACUGCUUCAAGAGUGAAGAAUCUCAACAACAGCUGAAGGCAGAAAGGUCAUCAGUGUAAUGUGUUUUUUCUUAUACAGUUUAUGUAGGCUGUGCUUGGUGGUGGUGGGGGAUCGUUUCUUGCUGUGCUGCCAAUGUUGUUUGAAAUUUUGCUACACAUUAGUUGUUAUGGUAUAUGGUUCGAAAUAGAUGCUUUGAAUGGUAUUGAAUUUAGGGGGUUAGAGGAAGAACUUACCAACAAAAAAAAUCUGGAUUCAUUUUCAAACUUUUUAUUCAGAAAAAAAAUAUUGGUCUCACUCAUAUGUUUAAUCGUGGCUAUAUACUCUGGUCCCUCUUUUCCCAUCUUAAUGCAGGUCCAUUUCCACCGCAACACACAUGGAUACAUUGUAUUGAAAGAGGAGUCAUGCAGCUACAGCAGUGAAUUUUGCUAUGUCAGCUUCCAAGUGAUCCCACAAUAUUAAAGCUUCACUGAGUAAAACAAACUGCCCUCCAUAUAUCUAUUUAAGAAUACAUAUUGCAUAGGAUUAUAGCCAUGCUAUACAGUUAAAGAGAGAAAAAAUAAAAAAUUUAAAUCAAUAAAUGAAAUUGGGAAAUAUAAAAAAAA